AUGCGUUAUGAUGUUUCCAUUAGGCAAGAUAAUUCUUUUUCCCGUUCUCCUAUAUUUGCCCUAACUUUUUCUCCACUUACCCCAAACUCAAGACUCUCUCAAACUUCUGGCAAUAGUCUGGCGGCUUUUCACAAUACGUAUCUUGGUGCGAUUCCACACAUCCCCCAUUCUAUACCCGACUUCACAGCCUUUGAGCUCUUCGCGUCUCGCUUCUAUUCCGAUCCUUCCAUCUAUCCUGCUUGCCAAUCACUUUACCAGCAUCACAUUAGGACAGUCCUCACACGGAGAAACACCUUUAACGGGAAAUUAUACAAGGAAGAUCCCGUCGAAGAAAGUGCAAGGGGUAAUCACAAAUCACUUGGUGACGACAGGAACCGAAGGGAAGAAUGGAAAUGCACAAGUGCAGCGACAUUGGUACGAAAUAACAUGCUAAGGCAUAUGGAUUACGCAAGUGCUCACGUUUGGGUAGAAAAUUGGGAUAUUACGAUUCAAACGGAGAAUUAUUCGCGAGCAGAAAAUUUCAUGUUGAACUCUGUUGAUAAACACGAAAGGAUGUUGAGAGAGAGUUAUCGAUCGGAGUCCAAGUGUGGUCAUGGUAAAAAUGUAUCUACUCUUUUGGUCUCGGAACAAGGGGCUUUGAAGAAAUCCGCUGACCAUUCAUCUCUGGAAGAGACAUGA
Messenger RNA from Paraglomus brasilianum, 678 nucleotides. The record is from the annotation of a GenBank genome assembly. Lineage: Eukaryota; Fungi; Glomeromycota; Glomeromycetes; Paraglomerales; Paraglomeraceae.